Messenger RNA from Varroa destructor (honeybee mite), 8539 nucleotides. RefSeq names its product activating molecule in BECN1-regulated autophagy protein 1-like. Gene Ontology annotation, molecular function: protein binding; ubiquitin-like ligase-substrate adaptor activity. Gene Ontology annotation, cellular component: Cul4-RING E3 ubiquitin ligase complex; intracellular membrane-bounded organelle. Lineage: Eukaryota; Metazoa; Arthropoda; Arachnida; Mesostigmata; Varroidae. Gene Ontology annotation, biological process: mitophagy; autophagosome assembly. The record is from RefSeq and is a predicted model, not a curated record.
UUUUGUCGAGUGCUCGCCACCACUCGUCCUAUCCCCCUUUCAUUGGCUAGAAGCUGGUCGGGACGGGUCGCCUCUGCUGGCGAAGCAAGCCAGCGGCAAGCAGCGUUUUCGCUGAUGUGUCGUCGUUGGUCGCUUGUGAGGAGCAAUUCGUACGAUUUGCUCCAGGCGGCAAGCGUCAAGUCGCCUGGGUUGCAGGUCGCGUGUAAACUGUGACUACCCCAUGUGUGAAUGUACUUGUGGCUGUGCUAUGUUUGUGCCUGCAAUAUCUAGCCUACUAAGUAUGAAUGCUUGUAUUGCUGCUGCUGCUGCUGCUGCUGCUGCCGCUGCUGCUGCUGCUGCUGCUGCUGCUGCAGGUUUCUUCUACGAAUAGAAUCCGUGUGUAUGCUCUGUGUGAUUGUGCGUUUUAAACAGCUAGAUAAUGAGCUACUACUAGCUGUCUAGUCCAGUCCAUAUCUGGGGCUGGGCUCAAAACUGCCAGAGAAAUGGUUGGGUAGGAUAGCCGGGCAGGUAGGCGCGCCCGCUACCAAUUGUUAGGAGACAGUUCGACAGGCCGCCUGUAUUUGCUGUGUGAGGUAAAUGUGCGGCGCGGUGCCGCGGUUUAUCGUGGAGAGUUAGGCGAACUUCAAUAAGCCCAGGAUAAAACCCUAAUCAAAAGUUAACCAAAAGUAAAACGCAUUAUUCCCUCGCAUCGAGAAGAAGCCAACAGCCUGGGGCUACUGGUGCUAAUAGCAAAACUGGUUAGAGGUGAUUGCUAAUCGAAAUCCAAUGAGUGGAGUAUUUCUUUCGCACAUACUAGUAGUUACUGGGAAGAACUAGCCAGCAGCGAAGGUCUGGCAAGUGUACGAAAGCGGUAUCGACGUACAGUGUACAGUUUUGGCCACAUCCCCUUUGCUGGGGCCAUCAGGAACCAUGAAACGCAAACGGAGCUCAACGUUAGAGCUGUUAGGGGAACGGCAGACGCACGCGCGACGGCCACAGGUCCCUCUUCAACGAUAUGCUGAGGACAAGGCGGCACACUUUGAACUCGAAGAAAUGGUAUGUAAGCUGCCCGUUAGCGUUCGCAGUACGUUUCUCAUGGUGUUUUCGCCGAACGGUGCUCAGGUAGCAUCUACUCAUGGUGACCACAAAAUCUACGUUUGCCAGGUGUCGACUGGUCGUUUGCUAAACACUUUGGAAGGACAUCCUCGAACGCCGUGGUGUCUUGCCUUUCACCCUACCUGCAACGAUUUGUUAGCCAGCGGCUGUUUAGGUGGUGAGGUUCGUGUUUGGGAUCUACGAGGCGGUGGUUCCGAGGUGUGGGUUUGUCCGGAAAAGUCCGUCAUCACCUCACUAUCAUUCCACCCGAUGGAGAACUUUAUUGCAUUGUCGACCGUUAACCGUGUUCAUUUCUGGGACUGGAGCCGGCCAGAGCCGUUCGCCACAACGAAGACGAAUUCCGAACGUGAAAAGGUUCGUCUAGUUCGGUUCUCCCCACAAGGCGACUAUCUUUUAACGGGCAUUACCAAUGCACAAUUGACCGGACCUAUACGCCACUGUCGAUCAUCUAUUCUUAACCGUUUGAUGACCAUGUAUCAUCGACUUGGCGAGAUGAUACCGCCAAGUCCUUUGGCACGGCACCACGCGUCGUUACAGCGCCGAAUAGCGCGUCGUGGUGGCCAUCGUAGGGUCACUCACGAUGAUAUAUUUGAGCUUCUACGAAGUCGACAGUUGUUUUUAUACCAGCGAGCCGAACGCUCGAAUCCUCAUCGCGGUAACGGAUGGAGUCAGUCGCCAUCUGAACUGGACGGACACCCCGGAGGAACUUAUAACGGGCAGUCUACAGCAGAGAGUGCGCAUAAUCCACUUAUGCUCUAUUUUGAACUUCGCUCAGAACAGCACCGUCAACAAGAACGUCUCCAGGAGCGCCAACAGCAGCAACCGUCACCGUCACAACAACCCCAACAAUCGGCAACAAGCGCGAGCGGUUCCACCUCAAAUGGUUCUCAGUCAUAUUCAUUUUAUCCACCGUUUAGCCUAGCUGGACCCUCCAGCUCUUCCACUUUACCUCCAUUCUCUGCGGCAACUACAACUUCCUCAUCCGCAUUUUCAGCCGCUGGCUCAACUGCUUCUAACCUUGGAUCAUCAUUAUCAUCUUCUUUGCCUUCAUCAUCAAGAACUGUUGCACAGAAGUCAUCGUUGCAGUCUACAAUUUUAAAGGCCCGCCAGCGUAGCCUGUUCACCCGACGUCAACCACCAGCAUCCCGUGGUUCAAGCAAUAGUAAUAGCAGUAAUAGUAAUGGCGACGGUGGAAGCAGCAGCUUCGCUUCGAGCGCCAGCCAGACUGACAGCCCCUCUGGAGGGCAGCUAAACGACAGGAAUGCCCAGCGAGGGGACAGUUCGAACUUGUUGGAAACGUUCAAUCGACUUCGAGCGCUGUGUUCACGACUAGAAAGUCAAAUGUUACAACACUCCGAAAAUAACCAACAGCAGCAACAACAGCUGCUUCAUAUUGGCCCAUCUGCUUCUGCAAGCAGUGCGUCAUUGCCGCAACCAUCGUCGUCAUCUUUCCCCCCCCUACCAUCAGCAUCCUCGAGUGUGGCCAGAACGUCGUCGUCGUCUCAUGCGUCAAUCUCAUCGAAUCCGACAUUAACCAGACAGCAUUUGCCCUCAACUUCGUCUAGAGACUUCGGUUUUCCUGGGAAUUUGAAUUCUUCCACUGAUUCUUUGCGAACCACAUCAACACUUCCAUCAUCGUCACCAGCGGCAAACGAUCUAGACGCUCGUUCCCCCACUUCAUCGAAUGAGUCUCGAAGUGAUAUCUCACUGUCACUUGUCUCACUUUUGAGCCGUCUUCAAGAAAGUUUGCAGUCUUUAAGCGAGGCGACGAAUCUCACAGGAAUUAAUGGCGACGGAGCUGCAGCGCGCCAGCAAAUUCGCGAAGUCCGACAUCGAAUUUCGGAAAUUCUCGAGCGUCUAGAAAAUGUAAGUGGCUAUCGCGAACGGUUGCAAAACCUUCGUGAACAAAUCUACGCAGCUGCUGAAAGAAUGGCUCGACGAAAUGAAGAGGAUGACCAAUCACCGAGUCGUUCUCAGCAGCUGGAUCUUGCGUACUGUCUUUGGUUGGUCGAAAUGUCACUUCAACUAACCGACCAGAUGCAUCGAAUUCUCCGAGCUGAUUAUCGUCUAAGUACGCUGCAUUUGACCCGAGGCCGCCGAGAGAUUCGAACUUCCCGAGGGCCGCGUUUUGAAGAUGAUAACUCUCAGCAAGCAAAUCUGCCAUCAGGCGUCCUACCUCUAUCUUCCGGGGUCGGUGUUGGGACUCCGGCGGCACCAAAUGCUCCUAAUCUAUUGGUUUUCGGUUCUUCUGAAUCAGAGAGUGAAUCCGAAGGUGAAGGCGAGCGGGGAUCAAGUGUACCACCAUUUACACCGCCUCCUUUCCGCGCACCUCAAUAUAACUCCGCCCGUUAUCCGACGGCAAAUAUGGGAACCAUGGGCCCCGUGACGCAUCGUAUUCAGUAUUGGCGAACGACCGGCGACGAAAUGAUUCCCCAGAUCUCCGACUCCCGGGCGCGUGUCGUCGUUAACGUCUGUAAGAUUACGAACGACGGUUCCGUCGACGUAAGUCCGUGCGGUCGUCUGCUGGUUGCACUCGUACCCGACACGGUUGGAGUCACCCUAACCGUAUUCUCGUUGGAAGAGGCCUCCAUGGGCCAAGUGCUAUACACGUGGGGUUUUGGCCCUAAUGCCGUCUCCGUAAGCUUCUCACCUCUAUCCCGAUACAUUGUCGUCGGUUUGGCAUCUUCACGUUACAUGUCUCCGCAACGUGAGGUUGUGGCUCAAAUCUUCCGACUAGGAGUCAGGCCUGUUCAAGGCCAGACGGGUGGUGUCCUUCUAGAGCACGUGGGAAAUAUGAGCCAGCCGUUGUUGGGUUCCAAUGCAUCGCAUCAACUCAGUUCGCUCAACUGCGUUCGCUGGUUACCCAAUCCGGGUGAGGGUCUUGUAUAUGGAACGAAUAGGGGGACGCUAUGCAUUUGCCGGCCAUUGUGUUCCGUUUGUCAGGAGUGCUCUGGCGAAGCAAGUGUGCAUGGUAGUGGCUCACGUGACGGAACAGAUCAUCGGGACGGCCCGGGUGGACUAUUGCGCACUCGCAGGGACUCGUUUGAGAACCUCACCGCGCACGUUGAAGAGACAGCCAUGCAGCAAGUCUUGCGCAGACCGUAGCGACAACUACUGGCAGUGGAAGGUCGUCGUCAGAGUAGCAGUACUAGUAACGCGAAAAUGAGUCUUAAGAUAAAGACGAAAAGCUGCCGAGUUGCCUUUUACCUGCAGCCCUAAGGGUAAUUCAUGCAAGAUACUUAUGAAAUGAUCACUCACAUAAAUUCGUUUAGCCGGCAGCUCGUCUACCGGUUACUAUAUAUGGACAUUAUGAAUAAUAUUCUCGGGCAUUUAUACGAACACGACAGCAUGUAGGAGAUAUAUGGACGCACGUACGGGCAUGCUUGUACAGCGUGUGGUCGUAGCUUAUGCGGGCUUACGAGUAUGUUAACGAGAUAACUUGUAUUUCUUUAUUGCAUUAUUAAUGUGUUAAUGUAAUGCUGGCCUUGGGCAAGGAUGAAGAUAGAUGACACUAUGAGAUGCGAGUCGCUUGGAGAAGGUAACAGUCAAAAGAAGAGCGAUUUUGUUUUUUAUUGAUUAUUUUAAACAUUUGUCGUUUCUGUCCCGUCACAUGUCGAACAACGACAAUAAACAGAGAACGGUAAUUUAAAGUGACGGAGCGAACGUAUCAGUUGCACGAUUCAAGGUACGAAGAGUGCUUUAUUUAACAGUGGAGUUAGAUUAUUGCAUAAGUGACAAAUACACAAAAGGGACUAGGGUAAUAAGCAAACGUAGCCUAAACCAAUCGUGAGAACAGGUCAAACAGCAACAUAAAAGGCCGAAAUUAAUAAGCACCAAUAUAAAUAAAUGAGAAAAAUAAAGGGAAUAAUAUCACCAAAAGCAAAAAUUGUACGCAGAUGAAACUGAGACUUAUCCAGUGAAGCCUCCCAUAGCUCCAAAUUUGCGACUGCGACGGCACUUCGAUGUAUAUAUUUAUGAAAAUUUACAGUAUCAACGAAGAAUAUAGUGUAGACGACAACUUUUUUUAGAAAAAGAGAACACUUGAAAUAAACAGCAUGGGAAAAAAUAUAUAUAGAUAAAAAACAAAAUGAUGAUCUGAACAUAUGAGAAAUUUAUAUAUAUAUAUAUAUAUAUAUAUAUAUAUAUAUAUGAUGAGAAGGUUACAGAAGGUAAUGGAAAGAAGAGGAAAAGAAAACACCUUUUUAGGUGCAUCAAAAGCAGCACAUAGCUGUAGAUGGGCAAAGCGUGCAUUGAACGAGUCCCCAGUUGGAAGAGAGGUGACGGAAACGUUGUAGCCGUGUAGGGGCUGCCACUUGUAUAUAUGGUCGCUAUAUUUUGUAUUUUGUGCUAACUGGGGGUAUCAACCACGAGGAUAUGCAAUAAAUAAAUUAAAAAGUAUCACAACCUACCACAACCAAUGUUAUUAUUUUUGUCAAGGAUGGUAAAUAGGUCUCUAUGUCGACUGAUGUCGGUUCGACUUGGCUGCAGGUUUGCUGAGAAACGACAAAUAAUUGGGAACAAAUAAGGUUCCAUAUUUAGCGGUCUUUGGCGGUACAUGCUGAUAUCCAUUAGUAACUCAAACAGUAGAGUCUCCGGUAGGAAGUCAGAUGAAACUAGUUCGAUAUGCGUUUGCUACAUAAAAUGUGUGAAAAUGUCGAGAUGGUGUCAUGAGAUAGUCUUUAUAUUGGAUCAUAUUUUUCUAAACGAGAGUAAUAAUAAGAAUUAUAUGCAGGUUCGUCAGUUGGCUCUAACGUAUUGGUUGGUAAUCUGAUUCAAUGUGAGAGUGAUUCCGAGUAAAAAAAGACUUAGCACAAACUUAAGCAUUUAUUUCUAUGAUUUUAUAGCAUAAAGUGUUACUUUUUAGCCCGGAUACCUUCAUAUACGACUAUAUUGGAAGUAAUGCUAGCAACUAACGAUGGGCUCUAUACCUUCGUAUUUGAAUUUUGUUUACCUAAAUGUUCCCGGCGAAAAUUUCGUUUUUUCGCACUAUUCCAUUCACUUAGCCAUAGUGAUUAUGUCCGUCUAUUCAGUAUUCUAUGAAAAUCACCGAAUUUAUUUGCUGGAAUAUAUAUAAUGUCGAAAUUUGUAUUUCGAUACCAAUAUGCCAUUGCAAGCAGUAACUGGCAAAGAAAUAUUCUAGCCUAGUUAGCUAGUCUAGUUCGGCAUAUGCUUCCUGUUCUUACAAUCAUCGUCAGUUUUCGAUUUUACCCUGUAGAUUGCGUUGCGCUAGAGACCUACGAAUAUGGUUCAUUCACACAAGCUUUAGAGAGGGUGUGUCAUCUUUUAACCACUUGAACCUAGAACCUUUGAGCUCCUUAAAUGGGCGAAUGUUUUUUUCUGGAAGACGCUACGCCGUAGAUACAAUAUGGUCUGGUGCACUACAAUGAAAAGCUGUUAGAGAUAUUUUAGAUGAUCCGAACGUCUCGACAAAUUAAUCAGUGUAAUUCAAUGAAAUAUCGUACGUUGUUCGUCCAGACCAUUUUUUGCGAAAGUGUCGUUUUAGCAUAUUGGAUGGAUCCAUUUUAAUCGUAGGGCCUUAGGGGAAGAUUUAUCAAGUACAGCGCCUAGACAUCUGAAAGGUACUGUGAGCCGUUGCGUGGCCUUUCACGACUUUGACGAUUGAGCUGCUGUUAUUGAGUGAAAGGUUGUGACACUUAGUGGAUACUGUGUUAUCGAAGCAGAAUACCACGACCAUUCGGUGCGACAGCAUCUCAAUAGAAAACGAACACAAGGUAUCUUUACAAUUAAUUACUUCUGAAUAUAGAAAAGUGUUCGCUUUGAUCGGUUACCCAGGUUUAACAGUCUCGGGAAAAACAAAUGCACGUAUGCGUCCGGUAGACAAUUUAAGCGAACAGACUGAGAUAGGUAGAAGGGGAAAACUAUAAAAGGAUAGAAAAUUAUUUUGGUCCAGACGGCAUAAAUAUAUGAAUCUGAACAAGGAGAAUGUUUCAGAGAUGCAACAAAGCCUAUAAUCUACUAGUGGUUUCAAAGAUGGAAAUCAAACUCACGAAGGCAAAACUUUACAGAUGCUACGUAAUGGACAUACUGAAGCUGUCUGCAUGAAAUCAUCGUACAGGUCGAUCCCUUUCUGGCCUGGCAUACAUAAAGAUAGGAAACACAGCUAAGUCUCACACCUUCUACGGACGAGCGGCCUAGCGUUCCCCGAAAACGGCUCAAAACUGACCGACUUCAGAUGGACGUUGAAAAGACUCCACGCGGAUUUCGCAGUACUGGUAAAUGGCAAGACAUAUCUGGUUUUUGUUCAUGGCCUGACAGGAGAGUCAUGCCGGAGAUAUAUGAAAUGAGAUAACGGCUUCCUCAACUGUCUGUUACUUUUGACAUAUUCGCCAGGGUCGGAUACCUAUAAGUACUGGUCACUCACAACGGAACCUAGCUCAUAUCUGUGGCGUUUCAAAAGUUUUCUUCACAGUACCCUCGAAAAAUACCUCAGAUACGGGCUGCACUGCGAGUUCAACUAAGCUGCAUGCACAUCCAUGCUGCAAAGACAAAAAAAUCUCCAGCUGAGAUGUUUAGAAGACAAAUUCGAGCGGAGCCAAACGUCCUUGUAAGAUUCAGAUGUCAGAAAACAGGUAAUCGAAAACAAGACUGAAAAACGAGAUUUUGAUAUAGUGAUUUCGUUUAUAUCAACGAUUGUUGAAAACCAAUAGGAAGAUUUAAACACCAGGAAGAAAAGUUAAUUGUUGAAAACCAAUAGGAAGAUUUAAACACCAGGAAGAAAAGUUAAAGAUUUAUCGUUUAUAAGACUGAGGUUGAUGUAAUGAAGUAAACCAUGUAUUGAAAGCAAAUCCGUUCAUACCUAACGUCGUUCUGCUUCUUAUUGAAACAGAACUCACUCGCCUAAGUGCAGGUGCUUUACCAAAAACCCCGAAUAACUAGGACACAAACCGGAACGACCUCUUACGAACAGUAAAUAAACAGCCAUCUAACUGUCUGAUCAAAAUCUUAUCAGGAGACACGUCUACUUCAGGAACAAGAGAUUACAACGGAAGGUAGAGAUAGAAUGAAACGGUGAUUUCAGAGACACAAAAACGCGUUAGGUAUAAUAAAACCUUUAGAUUAGACUAGGUUCAACUAGUGAAAUAUAAAACUCAAAUAUAAGCAUUUGGAGGAUUUGUGUAUUUUUGCCUGCUGACAUCAAUCAACAGUGGGAAUGGUCAUAAUCUUUAGCUUUGAUUCAACGCUCUCUUUCCGGCUUAAACUUGUCGCAAGACAACGGCUCAGGCUACGAUUUGUGGACGGCACAGCUUUUUAAAAAAAAUUUUACCAGCCUUUGAACGGCUUAGAAUUGCUAAAACGUGUAACGAUGUUCUUCGAUACGUCACAUCCUCACGUGGAUAUCGUGAGAUGAUUAUCUUGCCCGGUAGGACAUGUACCUAUUAUGUAAUAAAGACAAUACUGUUGUUUAUUGCUCAUUCACAGUGUA